UGGCGAUCUGUCUAUUAAUCUGUGGCGUAGCACGUGUUUGGUAUUCGGCUGGUAUUGUGCUGCGAAUAUUUCGCAUAUUCGCAUACGAGGAGUUUGCGAGAUGAGGGUCCACGACGAUGCGGAUCCUAAGUACAACGUGAUGGGGAAGUCGUCCAAGAUAAAUUUAAAGCGGCCCAACACUGUUGUGUUCCGCGAAAAGGCCAACAAAGUGCAAAAAAUAACGAAUGAAAACAACACGUGCAACAACUCUUCGAAUGUAAUAAAGAGCAACGACAAAUCAAACUUUAGUUUGCAUCAGCAAAGAAAGUCAUUGCCCGUCUACAUGCAUCGUAAAAGAUUAUUGGAAGAGAUACGGCGGCACAAUACUCUAAUUAUAAUUGGCGAAACCGGCAGCGGUAAGACUACGCAGAUUCCGCAGUUGUUGCUCCAGGCUGGCAUAGCCGGUUCGUCCGGCUGCAUCGGUAUCACGCAACCACGCAGGAUAGCGGCGGUUAGUAUAGCGCGCCGUGUCGCUCAAGAGCAAGGAACCAAGCCAGGAAAAUUGGUGGGUUACUGCGUACGUUUCGAGGAUUGCACCUCCUCGCACACGAAGAUCAAAUAUCUGACGGACGGUAUGAUGGUGCGAGAAGCGAUGACCGAUGAGAUCCUGUCAGAUUAUUCGGUAGUGAUACUUGACGAAGCUCACGAGCGAUCUGUACAGACCGACGUUCUGUUUGGAGUGACGAGACGAGCACAAAAUUUGCGAAAGUUGAAGAACCUACUGCCGUUGAAACUUCUGAUUAUGUCAGCCACGAUGGAUCCUAAUAAAUUCAAAGAGUACUUUCAAGCAUCAGCAUUGUAUCUGGAGGGUCGUCAACAUCCCGUGAGAAUUUUUCAUGCAGUUUCCACACAGCAAGACUAUGCAUUUGCCGCUCUAGUCACGGCGUUUCAAAUUCAUCGUCAGGAACCUGCAAAUGAAGAUAUUUUAAUUUUUCUGACUGGUCAAGAAGAAAUUGAAGCAGCCGCGGUAGCCGCUCGACAAGUGGCUAAACAAUUGAAUGGAGAGAAGUAUCCUUCUCUAAAAGUUUUUCCCUUAUACGCAGCGCUGCCUACUCACCAGCAAUUGGAAGCCUUCAAACCUUCGCCACAGGGAAUGCGGAAAUUAGUAUUAGCAACAAACGUCGCUGAAACAUCCGUUACGAUUGGUGGAAUUCGCCAUGUGAUCGACACUGGUGUUGUCAAAGCACGAACUCAUCAUCCAAUGACGGGAUUAGACAUGUUGAGAGUUGAGAAAAUCUCACAAGCUCAAGCUUGGCAAAGGACGGGCAGAGCCGCUCGAGAAUCUCCAGGCAAAUGUUACAGAGCUUACACCCGAGAAGAAUUCGAGAAAAUGAAGGACAUGCCGGUGCCAGAAAUUCAAAGAUGUUCUCUCGCGGGAGUUGCUAUUCAACUGCUCGCUAUUGGCGUUGAUAUUACCACCUUCGAUUUCAUGGACAAACCGUCCAAGGAAGGCGUAGAUGUGGCUGUGAAAUGUUUAGAAAAGCUAGGCGCAGUUAAAGGAUCUCCACCGCAGCUGACUACACUCGGUCGUACGAUGUCAUUAUUUCCGUUAGAUCCUCGAUUUACCAAAGUGAUUCUCGCGUCGGUGGAACACAGGUGUCUGGAAGAAGCACUGACGGUUAUUGCUUUACUAUCGGGAGAAUCGAUUUUUAUGGAUCCACCUACGAAGAGGGAACAAGCUCACAAUACACGCUCACGAUUCGCUUCGCCUGAAGGAGAUCACGUAACGUUGUUGAAUGUAUUUCGAGCAUAUCGAAAUGUUACAACGAAAAAAGUAUGGUGCCACGAGAACUUUUUGCACCAUCGGAAUCUGGAGUACGCGUCGGAAGUAAGGCAACAGCUUGCGGCGUUGGCGGAACGUGCGAAUUUGGAGAAGGCGAGCUGCGGACCGAAUACAAAGCAGCUUCGAAAAGCUUUCCUCGAGGGACUUUACGAGAAUCUCGCGGAGCUACGGAGGGAUCAGACAUACGUCACGGUGUACUCGAAGCAGCCGGUAACCAUACAUCCUUCUUCGACGUUGCACGGUACGAAGCUGCCAUUGCUGCUGUUCACAGAGGUCGUAGCCACCGGAAAAUGUUACCUUCGCGGUUUGUCUGUCAUCGACCCAGCGUGGUUGACACAAAAGAACACCGGCUCUGGGAAACACGGUUGACGUAAUUUUUUGUACGACGUUAUUUAUACAGAGCUUAUUUUUGUUGACAUAAGAUAAAGCGAAACAAUUGAGGCCAUCAGAUAAAUGUGUCGAUGCAAUGAUUUUCGAGUAAUAAUAUUGAUAAUUAUGACACUAUAGUUUUAAAGGGAAAAAAUUAUUGCAUUGCGUUGCGUUGCGUUUUAUAUAUGUAUUUAUCCAUAGAAAUCUCAAUUGCUUCAUUUUAUCCUGUAACAUCAUGUUGACUUCUGUUGAAGAUAUGCUAUAUAUAAUCGAGAAGACUCACUUUUCUACCACUCAUAUAUUUUAAGGUAAAAUA
Molecule: messenger RNA, 2507 nt
Organism: Nylanderia fulva
Lineage: Eukaryota; Metazoa; Arthropoda; Insecta; Hymenoptera; Formicidae
Gene: ath
Product: ATP-dependent RNA helicase DHX33
Biological process (GO): positive regulation of transcription by RNA polymerase I
Cellular component (GO): nucleolus; intracellular anatomical structure
Molecular function (GO): ATP hydrolysis activity; ATP binding; helicase activity
Source: RefSeq, a predicted model, not a curated record